Molecule: messenger RNA, 1410 nt
Organism: Aphidius gifuensis
Lineage: Eukaryota; Metazoa; Arthropoda; Insecta; Hymenoptera; Braconidae
Product: NF-kappa-B-repressing factor
Exons: 8
Coding region: 158-1408 (416 amino acids)
Molecular function (GO): nucleic acid binding
Source: RefSeq, a predicted model, not a curated record
CUUUGAUUUACUUGCAUUUGCAUCUUGAUUUUUGCAGUGGAAAUAAAAAUCAAUAAUCAUCUGAUUUUCCAGUACAAUAAUAAUAAAUCACAAUAAAUUAAAACUCAAAUAAAUUUUAGUUAACAAAAGGUUAGUUGCUUAUAAACAAUUAAUCAGAAUGGAUGUCACUGAAUGGGAUGUUGAAAAGUACAAAGUGGAGCACGAAUGUGAUGAACAUUGGGAUUUAAGAAAAAGUUUUUUAGAAGCACACAAAGAUAGAUUUGCAAUUGAUCAAUUAGUUUGUUUAGCACAAGUUUUUACCAAUAUUGAGCUUUUAGGAUGCAGAUAUCCAGAAGAAACAAUGGAUUUAGUAGCAGAAUUAUCUGAAGACAUUGCCAAGGAUUAUCGUGAAAGACAAAAAACAAAAUUACAAAGAACAUUUGUCAAAGCAUCUGAUGCUGCAAGUUCAAAGGCCAAAGGACGAUCUAGUACAACACCAAGCUCAACAAACUCAUCACCAAUAACAAAAAAUUUUGAUAAUAAUAAAAAUGAUAAUGUAAGAAAAUAUGAAACAAAUGAUGAUAAUAUAUCAUGUAAAAAAACAAGAAUAGAUAAAAAUAAUCAACCAUAUGGCAAAUUAGUAUUAUUUCAAUACCCUAAUCAAGCUCCCGCAAGUAUUAUUGAUUCAUUAGGCCGAUUAAGUGCCCAACCAAUUGAAUGCAAACAUGAAGUUAAAAAACUCGAUGAUGAUAAGAAUGAUUGUAAAUGUGAAAUAUUCAUUGGUGGAAAAUUUUUAUCAAGUGGAAAUGGAAAAACUAAAAAACUUGCAAGAGCAGCUGCAUCAGAAAUUGGUUUACAAAUACUCCGAAAAUAUUAUUACCUAAUUGAGGUAAAAACAGAGUGGAAAGAUAAUUUAAUAGGUGAUUCAAAUAAAUUAGUAAAAACAGAUGAAUCAGAAAAUUCAUCUUGUGAUAAGAAAAAAAAUGAAUCUGAUAAAUUAUUAGGUGAUAAUGUUGGUGCAAAAUUAAUGAAAUUAAUGGGUUGGGCUGGUGGUGGUCUUGGUAAAUCAGAACAAGGAAUAACUGAACCAGUAACAGUUGAUAAAACAAUAUCAAGACGUGGUUUUGGUAUGAAACUUACAUCUAAAAAUAUGCGACAAUUUAAACAAAAAUGUUUACAAACAUUUAAACAGUAUAUUAUUGAUGGUGAUAAAAAUGAUUUGAUAUUUGCUGAUUUUGAAAAAGAAGAAAGAGCAAUAAUGCAUCAAUGUGCAAAACAAGUUGGUUUGAAAAGUAACAGUAUCAAUCGAAAUGGUAAACGUACAUUACUUGUUAGUCGCAAAAUUGAUCCAAAUGAUCUUGUUGAUGAACUUUUAACAGUUGGUGGAUCAACUGAAAAAUAUACUUUAUUAUUUCCUACUGAUAACUAAAU